AUGGCGGACACGGAGACAGGGUCGUCGAGGCCGAAGCAAUGGGUCUUCAAUGCCUUUACGAUGAACACGCCUGGACAUUUGGCCCCAGGCUUAUGGAGGCAUCCAAGGAAUCGGACGUCUCAGCAUAACGAUAUCGAGUACUGGACGGACUUUGCAAAGACCCUGGAGGCUGGGAAGUUUCAUGGCCUUUUCAUUGCCGACGUGCUUGGUCAAUAUGACGUGUACAAAGGACCGGGCAAUGGCGAACCUGGACUUCCUGGAGCUGCUCAGUUUCCCAUCUCUGACCCCUUUAUGCCCAUUUCAGCCAUGGCAGCCGUGACCAAGCAUCUGACAUUCGGGGUGACCGCGUCGACCACCUAUGAAGCUCCUUAUCUUCUGGCCAGACGGUUUGCAACGCUAGACCAUCUGACCAAAGGCCGCAUUGCGUGGAACGUGGUCACCAGCCAUCUGCAAGCGGCAGCGGAGAAUCUCGGCCUCAUAGACCAAAUCCCCCAUGAUGAACGCUACCAGAUGGCCGACGAGUACAUGACCGUCGCGUACAAGCUCUGGGAAUCCACCUGGCGAGACGACGCCGUGGUCAGAGACGUCAACACCAAGCAAUACACCGUCCCAGGUCGUGUACGCAAGAUCCAUCAUGAAGGAAAGUAUUUCAGGUCCGCCGGGCCUCUCGGAGUCAACCCGUCGCCGCAGCGGACGCCGUAUCUGUUUCAAGCCGGGACGAGUUCGGCGGGAAAAGCGUUUGCGACGAAACACGCCGAGUGUAUGUUCCUGCCCGGGAUGACGACGGACUCGGUGCGCAAGUCGGUGCAAGACAUCCGCAAACAGGCGGUCGAGCAAGGCCGCGACCCGUCCACGAUCAAGCUGAUCGUCGGUGUGCUGAUCAUCGUGGACGAGACGGACGAGAAAGCCCAGGCCAAGUACGAAGAGUACUUGACGUACGCGGACAUGGAGGGGUCGAUGACGCUGUUCGGCGGCUGGACGGGGACCGAUCUGUCCAAGUUCGACGACGACGAGGACUUCCAGUUCUCCGGGCCCGGCUCGAUCCAGAGCAUGGUGAGUUCCUGGUCGGCCACCAUCCCCGGCACCAAUGGCGUCAAGUGGACCAAGAAGCGAGUCGCGCAGGAGCUGGCCAUUGGAGGCGCUCAUCCUCGAGCCAUCGGCUCGCCCAAGACCGUCGCCGACAUUCUGCAGCGGUGGGUCGACGAAACGGGCAUCGAUGGCUUCAAUGUCUCGUACGCCGUCAACCCGGGCGACUUUGAAGAUAUCAUCCAAUAUCUCCUGCCUGAGUUGAGAGCCAGAGGUGUCUUCUGGGACGACUAUGCCGCGUCGACGGCGAGGGAGAAUUACCUGCAGGACGGUCGUGGGCCGAGAUUGAGAGAGGACCACCCCGGUUCCGAGUACAAGUGGCCGGCAGAGUGA
Molecule: messenger RNA, 1419 nt
Organism: Capronia coronata CBS 617.96
Lineage: Eukaryota; Fungi; Ascomycota; Eurotiomycetes; Chaetothyriales; Herpotrichiellaceae
Product: alkanesulfonate monooxygenase
Exons: 4
Coding region: 1-1419 (472 amino acids)
Molecular function (GO): monooxygenase activity; oxidoreductase activity, acting on paired donors, with incorporation or reduction of molecular oxygen
Source: RefSeq, a predicted model, not a curated record